AUGUCGUCUGUCACAAAGUCAAUCAGAGGGUGGUUGGGUAGGAGUCAUGCUAACAUGGAGAAGAAUGAUAGUGGCUACUGCUAUACACCAGCAACCAGGUUUGAAGGAGAUGGGGACGAUGAUGAUGGAGAUUACGACUAUGCCCCUUCAUUAUCUAUCAUCAAGGAAAUGUCGUCUGUCACAAAGUCAAUCAGAGGGUGGUGGGGUAGGAGUCAUGCUAACAUGGAGAAGAAUGAUAGUGGCUACUACUAUACACCAGCAGCCAGGUUUGAAGGAGAUGGGGACGAUGAUGAUGGAGAUUACGACUAUGCCCCUGCAGCAUAA
Lactuca virosa is the source of this 324-nucleotide messenger RNA. The record is from the annotation of a GenBank genome assembly. NCBI's taxonomy places the organism in Eukaryota, Viridiplantae, Streptophyta, Magnoliopsida, Asterales, Asteraceae.